AUGCCUCAUGGGCCACUGAUAGGGGGCUGUCAGUGCAUCCCUCUAGCUCUAUGGAUUAUUGGGAAAAUAGCUGGUACUGGUGUCUGCGUGGAUAUUGAUGGCGAAUGUGUUGUCUUGGGCUCGGCGUGGAAACAACCCGAGAAUAAGGAUGUGGCGUACCUCAGCCCUACCACUGAAGAUCUAUCUACUAGUUAA
Messenger RNA from Fusarium proliferatum ET1, 195 nucleotides. RefSeq lists its product as uncharacterized. The transcript is spliced from 2 exons. NCBI's taxonomy places the organism in Eukaryota, Fungi, Ascomycota, Sordariomycetes, Hypocreales, Nectriaceae. The coding region runs from base 1 to 195 and encodes 64 amino acids. The record is from RefSeq and is a predicted model, not a curated record.